AUGCUAGCAGCCAAAGCAUUUCGUCAAUUUUCCAACAUGACAAGCAACCCAACCCAAACCUUGGCCAAGGCCAUGGUUUUCUCUGAAUUCGGGAACCCUCGCGAUGUCCUCCGUACUGCUAGUUAUCCGCUCCCCGGAUGCUCUGACAAUGAAGUCUCUGUUCGCUACUUAGCUUCCCCAAUUAAUCCAUCCGACAUCAACCAAAUUCAAGGUGUAUAUCCUUCACGACCUCCUUUUACCUAUGAUGUCUCUCCCUCCAAACCCUCCGCCGUUCCCGGCAACGAAGGUCUUCUCGAAAUCACCGGCGUCGGUAAAAACUUGGAAAAGCUCUAUACACCCGGACAAUGGGCCGUUAUGGCGUCGACAAACUUGGGUACCUGGAGAACCCGUAACAACUUGGCUUCCAAUCAGCUAAUUGCUUUGGAUAAAACUGCUUUCCCUAGCAUCGUCGAAGCCGCUACACUUACCGUCAACCCUUGUACCGCCUAUUGCCUCCUAAAGAAAAUCGUCCCCAUGAACAAGGGCGAUUGGUUCAUCCAGGAUGGCGCCAAUAGUAUGGUAGGUAUCGCUGCUAUCCAACUUGCAAAGCACUUUGGUUAUAACAGCAUCAACGUAAUCCGCAAUCGUCCCGACGUCGACCAACUUAAACAAAAGCUGUAUUCCAUGGGCGCUGCUGUCGUAAUCACCGACGAGGAACUCAUGAACCGUGCUUGGAUGAAGGAAAACGUUGGAAAGUGGACUCAAGGCGGUAAAGUCAAGCUAGGUAUCGAUUGUGUAAGUGGUCGAGUCGCUACUGAAAUGGCAAAGUACAUGAACGAGGGAGCUAGCAUGGCAACCUAUGGAGGUAUGUCACGUCAGCCGCUUGCUGUUCCUGUUUCCUUGCUGAUUUUCAAAAAUCUUCAAUUUCACGGAUUCUGGGUAACCAAGUGGAAAUCUGAAAAUCCUAAGGAAUACGAAGCCCUUGUCCUUGAAAUCCAAGAGCUCAUUAGGGAUGGUGUUUUGCGCUCUACAAACACAAAACUCUUUGAUCUUCCCGAAUCCGCCGAUGGAAAAACUUUCUACGAGACAUUUUUGGAUGCUAUUGAUCAACAUGGAAAAUCUAUCAUUCAAUUUCGUUACGACUAG
This is a messenger RNA of Schizosaccharomyces osmophilus, 1125 nucleotides long. RefSeq names its product enoyl-[acyl-carrier protein] reductase (gene etr1). Gene Ontology annotation, molecular function: trans-2-enoyl-CoA reductase (NADPH) activity. Bases 1 to 1125 code for a protein of 374 amino acids. The record is from RefSeq and is a predicted model, not a curated record. Gene Ontology annotation, cellular component: mitochondrion. Gene Ontology annotation, biological process: fatty acid metabolic process. The transcript has a single exon. Lineage: Eukaryota; Fungi; Ascomycota; Schizosaccharomycetes; Schizosaccharomycetales; Schizosaccharomycetaceae.